CCCGGUUGUCGUUAGCGGAAACCAGACUUUUAGCUUCAGGAAACCAGUUGGUGGAAGAAAAAAAAAAGAAACGCUUUGCUUUCUGAUAUCAAAUCUCCUCUGCACGGAGACGAACGUACGGAGGAGCAGCCGCACACUGCAGCCGAUGGACCCUCACACAACAAGGCUCAACCCGCGGUGUGUCCGGCGAUAGGAGGCUCCGGGCCGGAACCAGAACAAGGCCCGGACGGACCGACGCGACCAGCGCUGCGUUUUGCGACACCGGCGGACUGGUGUGUGUGUGUGAGUGUAUAUGUGUGAGUGUAUAUGUGUGUGUGCAGGGAUUGGCAUGUCGUGCACAGGGGACGUGUAGUGUGUGUGUCCCCGGUUCUUGCUGUCUGCAGCUAGACAGCAAGUCUGUCCAUGAGUCCCGGGUGACGGAGGCUGGUCGGAUCCGAUGUGAAGUCUGGAGGCUCGAGCAUGGCACCGCGUGAAGCGAGCUAGAUAACCCCGCCAGUUCACCUCAACUUUGAAUCGGCGCCACACCUGUGUGCAUGUGAAAGCAGAGGAGCUGUUGUUGAGUAUUGCCCCCACAUCGGCUCUCUGAAGGGCCUCGUAGAUGUGUCCGCAGCGAGGGUAGCAGUGAAGCUAAGUUUAGCCGCUACGUUAGCCUCCAGCGGCCCCAUGAAGGAGUACAAGGUGGUCGUGCUGGGCAGCGGCGGGGUCGGUAAGUCCGCUCUGACCGUCCAGUUUGUCACCGGCACCUUCAUCGAGAAAUACGACCCGACCAUCGAGGACUUCUACCGGAAGGAGAUCGAGGUGGACUCGUCCCCCUCCGUGCUGGAGAUCCUGGACACGGCGGGGACGGAGCAGUUCGCCUCCAUGAGGGACCUGUACAUCAAGAACGGACAGGGCUUCAUCCUGGUGUACAGCCUGGUCAACCAGCAGUCAUUCCAGGACAUCAGACCAAUGCGAGACCAAAUAGUGCGAGUGAAGCGGUUUGAGAAGGUGCCGUUGAUCCUGGUCGGGAACAAAGUCGACUUGGAAUCUGAGCGUGAGGUUGCCGGGGCAGACGGACGAGCUCUGGCUCAAGAGUGGGGCUGCCCUUUUAUUGAAACUUCAGCCAAGAGCAAGACUAUGGUGGACGAGCUGUUCGCAGAGAUCGUCCGGCAGAUGAAUUAUUCCACACUGCCGGAGAAGCAGGAACAGUGCUGCACAGCCUGUGUGGUGCAGUGAGAAAGAGAUGCUUAUUUGUCUGGAUCACCACAAGGAUUUUGAUGAACCAUGAACCUGGGGACAAACUGACAAAAACUUACCGCAGCUGGUAGAGUUUCUGCUCAGUGUGGUUUCUGACCGUCUUAUCACAGAGCAUCUGACAGGAAAGACGUCUGUCCUAUUUUUGAUAUCAUAACAGUUAGAAGACGUUUCUGCUGCAACCUUAACGGCCUUUUCGAUGAUCCAGGACGGAGUCGGACUGACGGACUUGUAAUGAGCAAGAACGGCCAUCUGUGAAUUUCAGUCUUUUUUUUUUUCUCCUUUUAGUCGGAAGUAUCCCUGAUAUAAUAAGCAGGAGUGUUUGUGAGGUUGCAGCUUCUUUUUAAAGCUGCUCUAAUCACUAUUAUAUACUUUAUUAUUACUUGUAUUGUGUCUGAAGUUUGGAAUUUGACAAAGUAUUUCAUAACAUUGAAACAUUUUGACUUUUAAGCAUGCAUACUUCGACCAGUUUUCUGCCAAGGUAUGCUGCUGGCUCUAUUUUGCGAAUCUUGUCUGAAAUAGUUCUUCUAACUGACACAAACUACAGCAGCGUGUACAAUGAGUUUUUUUAGCUUUAGGAAACUUAGACAGGAUGUACGACUCUGUGGAUUAAACCUGUAACAUCAAGAAUUUACUUUUUUAUUAUAUCAGUAGCCUGAAGCAGCUAAACUCAUCUGAAAACAUGCAUGCUCAAAAUUGAAAAUGUUCUACUAAAUCAACUUGGAGUGAUAAGGAAGAGCCAUUUUACUGUUUUUAGCCUGAAUUCUAUCAAAGUCUUUACGAGGCAUGAAUCACGUGGACGCAGGUCUUCCAUUUUCAGUUUUUCUCGAGGAGUCUGUGGGAGAAUGAUUUUGGAAACGACCAAAGGAAGCUCACAGUGCAUAUUUGUGUUUGACUUCAUGACGUGUGUUGCUUUAAAUUCAGGAGACGCUGAUUUCUUGUCAUCAAAUAACUCUCGCAGCAAUGUGGUUUGAUAAAAGUUCUGGCACAGUUAAUCCGAUUUAACUUUGUAUUUUUCUUUUUCUUAUAGUAACAUAUUUAUUAAAAACUAACGACAUGGGUAGCCAGUUUUAAACUUUUAAACUACUAGUUUUCGCUUUUUGUGACUUUUCAGGAUAUAUGGUACAUUGUUUUGUUUUUGAAGCUGAGGAUUUAACAGAGCCUUAAAUAAUUUCUGUUGCACCCUGGUCUCAUGUUUCUUUAUUUUCUUCUCAAAGAUAUAAAACUCUGUCGUCAUUUGGUAAUAAACAUGCCGGCCUUUCUGCUUUUGUCAUUGGUCA
This is a messenger RNA of Anoplopoma fimbria (sablefish), 2513 nucleotides long. It is a transcript of the gene rap2c, whose product is annotated as RAP2C, member of RAS oncogene family. The record is from RefSeq and is a predicted model, not a curated record. The coding region runs from base 664 to 1215 and encodes 183 amino acids. Gene Ontology annotation, biological process: Rap protein signal transduction; negative regulation of cell migration. Gene Ontology annotation, cellular component: plasma membrane. The transcript has 3 exons. Gene Ontology annotation, molecular function: GDP binding; GTP binding; GTPase activity. Lineage: Eukaryota; Metazoa; Chordata; Actinopteri; Perciformes; Anoplopomatidae.